Temnothorax curvispinosus is the source of this 1577-nucleotide messenger RNA. RefSeq lists its product as uncharacterized. Lineage: Eukaryota; Metazoa; Arthropoda; Insecta; Hymenoptera; Formicidae. The record is from RefSeq and is a predicted model, not a curated record. Bases 518 to 1012 code for a protein of 164 amino acids. The transcript has 3 exons.
AUUUAUUAUGUAUUACAUAUUCUUAUUAAUUUAUGUGAGAGUUUUCGUAUUAUUUUACAAAUCUUUUAAUUUUGUUUGCAUUCUUAUCACGGACCUUGACUAAUGCUACAUUUGAAUGUGGCGCGAUGUUCUGGACCAAAAUGGGACUGGACUCUACGCAUGCGGCCACCUUUCCACUGCCAUCAGCUGUUGAGUCGUCGUCUUAUCAAUACUCUACGUUGAUUUGUUGGUUCUAAAAGUAAAAGCCAAUCACGUUCGACUGCUAUUGAGCGGUUUGUUCUGCUGAACGCGCCCAUCGUGUUCUUCACGUUCCACGAUGUAACAAUCCUGAAAUGGUGUCUUUACAGCGUCUUAAGACGCUCAAUUGGCGCGUUCGGCCAUGCACAUAGGCACAUACCCGGUUCUUGCUAGGGAUCGGAUAGCGAAAUUUCGGCUGUACGCCGGUACCUAUACCGUCCAAUAUCGGAGUAACUGAAAAUCAUCGGCAGUCCACGGUUUUGAAAAUAGAGGGUGAAAGAUGCAGUCUUCAUCGGCAGCUCAGACGACUGACUGUUUGGGAAGAUGUGAUAAUUUGACAAUGGAAGAGUUAGAUCAUAUCACUGACAAUAUACAUAAAACUUUAACUGACCCAAAGGGCAACGAACUCUUUGCGAGCUAUCUGAUGGAUGGGCAGUUUUCAGAUAGUUUGGCAUGUUUGAAUGUGUAUAACACUUGUUCAAAGUACCUGACUGAAGAACAGAAUCGAUCGAUUCAUGGAAGUUCAUCGGAAGAGGAAUCUAAAUCACUGGAAUCUCUCGUUACCAAAGUGGAAAUGAUGCAGAAGACUGUCUUUGAUCUGAACGAAAUAGAUUUGAGUCUUAUGAAGCAAUUCAAAGAUGCCUUGAAGGAAAAAACCAAGGAAGCCUUACUUAAUGUUUUAGAAAACAUCAAAGAUCAAUGUCAAAAUUGCUUAAGAAAAAUGCACGAACGUUUUAGAGAUUACAUUUUGCGAUGUAAAAAUACGUCGACGUAAAAUUAAGCUCUUUUCUACCUUCGUACAUUAUGAAGAUCUGUGAUGCCUAUAUUUUACACGCAUAAUUUAUUUCUAUAUACGCAGCUUACACUGUACUUAUUAUCCCAGAAUAAUAGUAAUACUCAAAUGUUAUAAAAUUAGAAACUGUAGGAUGUACUUUUUAAAUUAUUAUACAUGUAUACAUGAGGGUGACACAUGUCAGUGGUUCCUUAUGUGAAGCGAUCGAUUCGCAGUCUGCACAUCCUAUUUGAUCUUGACUGUCAUCCCAUGUAUACUCUAUUUAUAAGAGAUUGGAGAAUUGAUUGUGUAAAGGAGUACGAGGUGAAUUGCAACUCGUUCAGGGAACAACAAUGAAAGCAUUUUCUAAGUCACUGAAUCAAUAGGCCUGUUUCUUUUAGCUGAAUUUCUCUCCAACGUGAAAAGAAAAAGAGGAAAGAUGAACCGUGUAAGAAGUUCAGCUAAAACGAACGGGUUUCAUUGCUUCGUGAUAUUUAUUCAUUGUAUUUCAGUUUCUCAUGGCGACGAGAAAUACAGAGACUCAAUAAAAUGAUCUUGUCAACAAGAA